Messenger RNA from Saccharomyces paradoxus, 1506 nucleotides. It is a transcript of the gene CNE1, whose product is annotated as calnexin. Gene Ontology annotation, biological process: protein folding. The record is from RefSeq and is a predicted model, not a curated record. The transcript has a single exon. Gene Ontology annotation, cellular component: endoplasmic reticulum membrane; endoplasmic reticulum. Gene Ontology annotation, molecular function: calcium ion binding. NCBI's taxonomy places the organism in Eukaryota, Fungi, Ascomycota, Saccharomycetes, Saccharomycetales, Saccharomycetaceae. The coding region runs from base 1 to 1506 and encodes 501 amino acids.
AUGAAAUUCGCGUAUCUAUGGUGGCAGUUUUUGAACCUAGCGUUGGUGAAAGCUAUAUCAUUGCAAUCUAACGUUACGUUGGGAAACGAUUCCUUCUGGGAGAAUUUUCAGGCUUACAGUGAUACAAAGCAUUUAAAUCAGGAGUGGACCACAAGUAAAGCCACCAACGAAGAAGGCACCAAAAUCUAUGGUGCACAAUGGCGACUAUCGCAGGGUCGAUUGCAAGGGUCCGCAUGGGAUAAAGCAGUCGCUGUUCGAACAAGCAAUGCUGCAGCUAUGAUCGGACAUCUCUUGAAGACUCCUAUUAAUGUUUCAGAAACGGAUACCUUGGUUGUCCAGUACGAGAUUAAGUUAGACAAUUCUUUAACGUGCGGCGGAGCGUUUAUCAAGUUAGUGUCUGGUUUCAUGAACGUUGGAGCGUUGGAAAAUUAUGUACCAGAUGGAAAGGGUGUGGAGUUGGUGUUUGGUCCAGACUAUUGUGCCCCAGAAACAAACAGCGUGCAAUUUGCCAUCAAUAAGGUUCACAAGAUUACACACAAACCCAAACUAAGGUAUUUGCAAGAAACGCCUUUAUCAAAAUUAACUGAUACGUCUCAAUCUCAUCUGUACACGCUAAUAAUAGAUGAAUCUACACAGUCUUUUCAAAUUCUGAUUGAUGGUAAGACUGUCAUGGCAAGAGAACAUAUCGAAGACAAGAAAAAUGUCAGCUUUGAACCACCUAUUACACCACCUUUAAUGAUCCCUGAUGUUUCAGUAGCGAAACCGCACGAUUGGGAUGAUCGCAUCCGAAUCGCAGAUCCUGAGGUGGUGAAACCCAGUGAUUGGGACGAAGAAGAGCCAUUAAUGAUUCCAGAUCCAAAAGACACUGAACCACUAGAAUGGGAUAGCUCCAUUUCCGAAUACAUUCUUGACCCAGAUGCUGAAAAGCCCUCCUGGUGGCAGGAACCUGAACACGGGGAAUGGAUACCGCUCAUGAUUAAAAAUCCACUUUGCACUGCAAAACAUGGUUGUGGCCAGUGGAUACCAAGGCUGAUAAAGAAUCCCAAGUAUAAAGGUUCAUGGGAACCCACUGAAGUCAUAAAUCCCAAUUACAUGGGAGAAUGGCAUUCCCCAGAAACGGAAAACCCACUGUACUACGAAGAGCGCCAACCACUGCGUAUCGAAAACGAGAUUAGUGGCGUGAUACUUGAAUUUUGGAGUGGAUCUCCCAACAUGUUGAUAAGCAAUAUUUAUGUUGGUAAAAACGUAACAGAGGCGCAAAUUAUUGGGAAUAAGACUUGGCUGAUGAGAGAUCGCGCAUUUAGGGGCCUUGAUGAUUCCACAGAACGCAAGUUCAUGAAUAACAGACUAGGAAAUUUACAAGCAACUUUCCAAGACGAAAAAGAAUCCCCCAAUCCCUUUGACCGCAUCAUAGAUUACGUACUGGAGCAACCUCCAAAAUCUCUACUUACUGCGGCGGCCGUGUUUUUGUCGACGCUGGUUCUUUGUUAUGUAGUGUCUACAUAG